Molecule: messenger RNA, 1875 nt
Organism: Neofelis nebulosa (Clouded leopard)
Lineage: Eukaryota; Metazoa; Chordata; Mammalia; Carnivora; Felidae
Gene: ADK
Product: adenosine kinase
Exons: 11
Coding region: 140-1177 (345 amino acids)
Biological process (GO): purine ribonucleoside salvage
Cellular component (GO): cytosol; nucleus
Molecular function (GO): adenosine kinase activity
Source: RefSeq, a predicted model, not a curated record
GUCGCCGAGUGCCUGAGCAGAGGAGCAGUUGCCGUGGUACCUGCUGCUGCUGCUGCUGCUGCCGCCGCCGCUGCUGCCGCCGGUGCGGACACAGAGCUUCGGACGCGAGCGCUGGUGCGUGGGGCAGGAAGGUGAAGCCAUGACGUCCGUCAGUGAAAAUAUUCUCUUUGGGAUGGGAAAUCCUCUUCUUGACAUCACUGCUGUAGUGGAUAAGGAUUUCCUUGAUAAGUAUUCUCUUAAACCAAAUGACCAAAUCUUGGCUGAAGACAAACACAAGGAAUUGUUUGAUGAACUUGUAAAAAAAUUCAAAGUCGAAUAUCAUGCUGGUGGUUCUACCCAGAAUUCUAUUAAAGUGGCACAGUGGAUGAUUGAGCAGCCACACAAAGCAGCAACAUUUUUUGGAUGCAUUGGGAUAGAUAGAUUUGGAGAGAUCUUGAAGAAGAAAGCUGCUGAAGCCCAUGUGGAUGCUCAUUACUAUGAGCAAAAUGAGCAAACAACAGGAACUUGUGCUGUGUGCAUCACUGGUGACAACAGGUCCCUUGUAGCUAAUCUUGCUGCUGCCAAUUGUUAUAAAAAGGAAAAACAUCUUGAUAUGGAGAAAAACUGGACAUUGGUACAAAAAGCAAGAGUUUAUUAUAUAGCAGGCUUUUUUCUUACAGUUUCCCCAGAGUCGGUAUUAAAAGUGGCUAACCACGCUUCUGAAAACAACAGAAUUUUUACUUUGAAUCUGUCUGCACCAUUUAUUAGUCAGUUCUACAAGGAAUCAUUGAUGAAAGUUAUGCCUUACGUUGACAUACUUUUUGGAAAUGAGACGGAAGCUGCCACUUUUGCUAGAGAGCAAGGCUUUGAGACUGAAGACAUUAAAGAAAUAGCCAAAAAGACACAAGCUCUGCCAAAGGUGAAUCCGAAGAGGCAGCGAAUUGUGAUUUUCACCCAAGGAAGAGAGGAUACUAUAAUGGCUACAGAAAAUGAAGUCACCGCGUUUGCUGUCUUGGAUCAAAACCAGGAAGAAAUUGUUGAUACCAAUGGAGCUGGAGAUGCAUUUGUAGGAGGUUUUCUGUCUCAGCUGGUCUCUGACAAGCCCCUGACUGAAUGCAUCCGUGCUGGUCACUACGCAGCAAGCGUCAUAAUUAGGCGGACUGGCUGCACUUUUCCUGAGAAGCCAGAUUUCCACUGAUAGAAAUGCAGGAAAUCCAAGCCCAGUGGAACAGAUACUGCCCUGAUUGCUUCCUGAGAAUUCCCAUAUUAAUAAAGAAGAAAAUUAUCUGCCAUCUUUUCCUACUAUAAUAAUAUUCAUUCUUAAUUUGGAGGGUACAGUAAUUCUCAGUAGAAUCUUUAUUCUCUCAACAACCUAAAAAAAUAAUGUCUAUUUCCAUAGUUUGAUAGUGCCACUUAAAUGUUGAUUAAACAGGAAUAUAACAUUUCAAUGGAAAUUUUUAUUUCAUUUUCAAUUACUUUGUAAAUUCAUGUGUAUUUAGCAAAUUGAUCAGUUUUUUUACAUUUCUGCUUUGAAUGCAGAUGUGAUUUAAUAUAAUAGAUUUUUAAACAGGACUUAAUUCUAAAACAUCAAUCUUCAGCUUUUUAUACGAGUAUACUUAAUUUAGGAGUAUGUGUAUGUAUAUAUGUAUGUGUGUAUGUGCAUACAUACAUAUAUGUGUACCACAUAUAUAAAUGAUAAGUGGUCAAAUAAGGUACAGAAGAAUUUAUCUUGCCAAGUUAUACCAAAUAACCUCUUUAGUGCAUACUCAAACAUGUAAUAAACUUUGGAUAAUUAAAUAAUUUGCCAAAUUAUAAGUUAUAGUAUUCAAAUUAUAAUCUUAUAUUUACCUAUGGUACUCUGUAAUUUGAUACAAAUAAAAACUUGUCAUAUAGGAA